GUUACUAAAUCAUCAAAUGACGUCACUGGAAUUUCAAGAUGGCCUCGGAUCACGGUCAGGAUACGGACAUCUACCGGUCUGAGUCAGGAAAGCUUUUAUGUUUUAACGGGCAUGUCUAUUAACUUACGUUAUUUGCAUACUAUUAAUAUUUACCCUGGUAAUAUGACGGAGGAUAGUCUAAAUAGGUGUCAUGGGGAAAGAAGUGCGGAGUCCGACACUGAGCUGCAGCGCUUUGGCUGUCAAUCCACAAGAGGAUUUUGAAUGAGAUGGAAAAGACUGAGGAUGGACCAGUACAGAUAUAUUUCAUUUAUAUGAGAGCGAACUGAGAUAAAAUAUUCCUCAUUGGCUGGUUUAAAAGGGUCUACUGUAGAGGUCAUUCGUGCUACCAUCAGGAAUUGGGCUGCGGCCGAUGGGUUAUCCACCCAGUGUGGUCCAGAAGUGCAGUGUCAUCGUCUCCGAGCAUAGUGGGCAUUCAGUAGAUUCACCUGUGAAGCUGAUGGUGGAGUCAUCUUCCUCUGGAGGCAGGGGUGCUGAGGAAGGCGGACCACCUCCCCGCAUCUCAGAUGCUACAGACAGGCAGGAGAACAUAAUUCAAGGCAUGUUCUCCCAUUCUGGUACAUCGCAGACAGAGAAAAACCAAUCGCAGAGAAGCCAGGACCAUGAGGUGCCAGAGUCAUGUGAUAAAGUACAGCAUCAGACCAAUACCCAGCCAUGUGGCACUAAGCUCCCAAAUGGACAUGCAAGCCUCAAUGCACAUGAAGGGACUGAAGGCGACUUUCCUAAGUCAUCUAAUCCUACAGGAAGCUACUUGAAUUCUAAAGAAGACCAUAUGAUGGGAAACGGUGAACUUUCGGCAGACUCCAAAGGCGGUGCCGUUUCUUCUACAUCUCUGAUAAACCAGUCACACUCAGAAAUAACUCUACCACCUCAAGAUGGAGCUGAGGACAGAUGUUCAAAUACCCAGGAUUCAGUUUUCAAGACAACGCAUGGCGAAGAAGGAGAGCUGUGCUCGUCAGCCAGUCCGUCAACUCUAAAACACUCUCUCAGGACAUUUUCCUCUAGCUCUUUCUUCAACACUGACUCUGCUCCUCUCAGUCCAGAUGAUGACGAGACCUUUUCCACAUCAGAUGUACCUGAUGACUUAAGGUUCAUGGACGUGAGUCUGAAUUCCAGGAACACUUAUGAAAUCAGCCGUCGUCAGAGCGCCCCAGACAACAUCCCUGAUGUGUUGAGUGUUGCUGCCGCAGAUCUGACUCUCAGCCAGAGGAAACACGGCAUCUCGGAGAUCUUUAGCAGAAGUCUGUUCUCCAGAAAGCAGAGGGAGGCCCAGAGUGUACCAGGAUGGAAACUCUUUGGAAAGGUCCCGCUGAGAGAGAGUCCCCCCAAAGACUCCAAAACCAUACAGCAGGAAGGUAACCCAGGCAAUCUCACAUCUGUAUCUACACCCAAUCUCUUAAGUUCAGGGGAGUACGAGGCCAAGGUGUCUAAAUCCAGCCAGAGUCCCUCCCUGCCCACCCAGAGCCGACGGAAGAACCUGGAAUUCGAACCGCUGUCCACCACAGCGCUCAUAUUAGAGGACCGCCCCGCGAACCUCCCUGCUAAGUCGGAGGAGGAAGCCCAGCGCCACCGUCAGGAGUAUGAUGAAAUGGUGGCAGAGGCGAAGAAGAGAGAGCUGAAGGAGGCUCAGAAGAAGAAAAAGCAGAUGAAGGAAAGAUUUAAACAGGAGGAAAGCAUCGCUAACGCAAUGGUGGUUUGGAACAACGAAAUCCUUCCCAACUGGGAAAGCAUGCGUGGCCUAAGGCGUGUGAGGGAUCUGUGGUGGCAAGGUCUUCCGCCCAACGUGAGGGGUAAAGUCUGGAGUCUGGCCAUUGGGAAUGAGCUGAACAUAACCUCAGAUUUGUACGAGAUCUUUCUGUCACGGGCUAAGGAGCGCUGGAAGAGCUUCAGAGAGACAGGCAGUGAGAUAGAGUCAGAUGUGGACAGUGCCGACCGUGAGUCCAGUCUGGAUGUGAUCAAACUGGACAUCUCGCGCACAUUUCCAUCGCUCUUCAUCUUCCAGAAGGGUGGGCCAUACCAUGAUCUCCUUCACAGCGUGUUGGGCGCUUACACCUGCUACAGACCUGACGUGGGAUAUGUUCAGGGCAUGUCCUUCAUAGCCGCUGUGCUGAUCCUCAACCUGGAGGAGGCCGACGCUUUCAUCGCCUUCGCCAAUCUCCUCAACAAACCCUGUCAGAUGGCUUUCUUCAGAGUGGACCACGAGCUGAUGCUGAAGUACUUUGCAGCGUUUGAGGUGUUCUUUGAAGAAAACCUCCCCAGACUUUUCAGUCACUUCCAGAGUUACAACCUCACACCUGACCUGUAUCUGAUAGACUGGAUCUUCACCCUCUACACUAAGUCCCUGCCGCUAGAUGUGGCGUGUCGGGUGUGGGAUGUGUUCUGCAGAGACGGGGAGGAGUUCCUGUUCCGUACGGGACUCGGAAUCCUGCGGCUCUAUGAGGAAGUGCUCCUGCAGAUGGAUUUCAUCCACAUCGCUCAGUUCCUGACCAGACUGCCGGAAGACACACCGCCCGAACGCCUCUUCAGCUGCAUCGCCAACACUCAGAUGGUCAGCUGCAACAGGAAGUGGACACAGGUGUUUAAUGCCCUCAUAAAGGAUAAAGAAAUGGAAAAAAGCAGCAGUCCUUCAGUGAAAAAUUCUUGAACUCUCACCAAUUUCUAUUAUUUUACUCAAAUGAAUGCAUUAGCAGAGAGGAUUGUAUAAAACAGCGGUUUAAACAAGUCAAAUACAACGUAAAGAAAAAGCUAAACUUGAUUCCUUUGUAACCACGUCAGUAUUACUGAAGUUAAACUUUGUAUGAAUUAAAAAUAUAAGCCUUUCAUGAGAAAAUAUUCCACCAGCUUAGUCAUGUACUGUACCAGAUACCAGCAUCAGGCUUUUUUAAUAUUCCUCCUUGUUUAGAGGAGUCAAGUGGUGCAUUUGAACAAAUGUGCUGACAUGCAUACCAUUAGCUCUUUUUGUAUGCUAAAGUUUGUUUUGAAGGAGAUACAUUCAGAGCCUGUUUAAAGGGAUAGUUCACCAAAAAAUGAAAAUUCUGUCAUCAUUUACUCACUCUCAUGUCGUUCCAAAUCUGUAUGAGUUUCUUUCUUCUGUUGAACGCAAAUGAAGAUAAUUUGAAGAACGUUGGUAUCCAGACAGUUGACGGUAGCCAUUGACUUCAAUAGUAGGGAAAAAAAUACUAUAGAUGUCAAUGGGUGCCAUCAUCUGUCUGGUUAAGAACAUUCUUUAAAAUAUCUUCUUUUGUGUUCAACAGAAGAAAGAAACUCAUACAGAUUUGAAAUGACAUGAGGGUGAGUAAAUAAUGACAAAAUUUUCAUUUUUGGGUGAACCAUCCCUUUAAUGCACUUGAGAUUUUACCAGUAGAAUAGAACAGAGGUUCUGAGAUUUUAUAAAAUGUGAUGUUUUUUAAACGGUUUUGUUAUGUAGAGCAAGACCAUACUGAAGUGCAAUAGAAAUUGUAAAAAUAAGUCUGAUGCAGUUAAUAGUGCAGGAAUAAUGCAUUUAGUGUGUGAGGUAUUCAGAAGCAUUUUGAUGAAGAAUUAUUGCAUUUUCGCUGUCGACACUCUAUUGUUCUUCUUUUAAAACACUAAUAUGUAGCCUAAUUUUAAAACUAAAUCUUAUGUGUGACAGUAGAGCCCACAAACUCUAUAUGUGAAUAAUGCAUUCAGGCAUUUGUGUACUUAAUGUACAUUUUCUAAAAUGAACUGACAUUUGCCAGUUAAAGAAUAAGAAUGUGUGGUAUAAUAAUAAAAUUUGAGUCAUUUUUGUGUGAUUUCGGGUUCAAUUAUUUGAUGAAAUGCAUUGUUUAUCAUGGAUUUUAACCCUAAUAUCUGUAAAUAUUGGGUCUCUAAACAUUUUUUGAUUCGGUGAUGUAUCUUGAUGAAAAAUGUAAAUUGUAUCAUUAAUUCUUGGUUUGUUUUCUACACACUCCUGGUUUUAUUGUACAGUUUUCAUACUUGUGUGAAGAUAAAUUGUAAAUAGGUGAAAUAUUUGACACCACAAAAUUCAAAUGUGCAAAUAAAUUUAAAACUACAA
Ctenopharyngodon idella (grass carp) is the source of this 4093-nucleotide messenger RNA. RefSeq names its product TBC1 domain family, member 12b (gene tbc1d12b). The record is from RefSeq and is a predicted model, not a curated record. Lineage: Eukaryota; Metazoa; Chordata; Actinopteri; Cypriniformes; Xenocyprididae. The coding region runs from base 410 to 2701 and encodes 763 amino acids. The transcript has 15 exons.